AUGGUUGCCAAGAAAAAGAAGAAGUAUUCCUCGGGUGAAGGAGCGCAGUUUAUGACCAGAAAAGCUGCAUUAAAAAAGCUGCAACUGUCAUUAAGAGAUUUUCGACGUAUUUGCAUUUUAAAAGGAAUUUAUCCUCGGGAACCAAGAAAUCGCAAAAGAGCUCAAAAAGGAGCUGGUGGCAUCAAAACCCUAUAUCACACAAAGGAUAUAAAAUUCUUAUUACACGAACCUAUAAUAUGGAAACUUCGAGAUUUAAAGGUUUAUCAACAAAAAAUCCGCAAAGCUCGUGCCAUGCGAGAAUAUCGAAAGAUGAGAAAAUAUUUCAGAGAUUAUCCUGAAGUAAAUAUUGAUCAUAUAGUUAAAGAAAGAUAUCCAACAUUUGUAGAUGCUUUGAGAGACCUAGACGACUGUUUGACACUGUGCUUUUUAUUCAGCACUUUUCCUUCUCUCAAGAAAGUGCCUCGCGAUCAAUCUCUUCUCUGUAGAAGACUAACUGUUGAGUUUAUGCAUGCAGUGAUUGCUGCUAAAGCUCUACGUAAAGUAUUUGUUUCAGUUAAAGGUUAUUAUUAUCAGGCAGAAAUUGAAGGACAAACAAUCACAUGGAUUGUACCACAUCAUUUCUCAUUCCAGCCUCAAAACAAAGAUGAAGUGGAUUUCAAAAUUAUGUCAACAUUUGUUGAAUUCUAUAUUAUGAUGUUGGGAUUUGUUAAUUUCAAAUUAUACCACUCUCUGAAUCUGGUAUAUCCUCCUAAAUUAACAAGUGCUUUUAAUUCUGAAACUGAGAAAGAUCUUGUUGAUGAAAAUGCUUAUGUCGCUGAGAGGAUAGCUGCCAUGAACCUUUCAGUUGCUAAAAUUGCAGGAGCAAAUGAAGCAGAGGAACUGCCAGAAAUUGAUAUAUUCAACACAGAGGAUACUGAUCCACAAAAAUUGGAAGAAGCUAAACUUGAAGCUGAGAAGGUGAAAACACUAAAAACAAUGUUUAAAGGCCUUAAAUUUUUCAUUAAUAGAGAAGUGCCUCGAGAGCCUCUAGUGUUUAUAAUUCGUUGUUUUGGGGGUGAAGUAUCUUGGGAUAAAGACCACUUUGUCGGAGCCACCUUUGAUGAGUCUGAUGAAUCUAUUGCUUAUCAAAUAGUUGACAGGCCAAGUAUGGACAAACAAUAUCUUUCUAGGUAUUAUAUUCAACCACAGUGGGUAUUUGAUAGUGUUAAUGCUAGAACCCUAUUACCAAUCAAUAAGUAUUUGAUGGGAGCAGUUUUGCCACCGCAUUUGUCACCAUUUGUUGAUAAAAUUAAGGAUCAAGUUUACAUUCCUCCAGAAGAAAGAGCGCUUAAAGAUCCUAACUUUAAACCUUUAGAUGAUGAUGAUCCUUCAGAUGAAGAGAUUGAAGAAGCUAGUGAUGAAGACAAAGAUGAAGAAGAAGAGGAAGAAAGUGAAGAAGAUGCUGAAGGUGCACUAACAAAGCAAUACCAACAAGAGGUAGAACAAGAUUCCACAUCAGGAAGUGAAGAUGAUGAAGAUGGUGUAGAUCCAGAGAAAAAGAAACUAGCUAAAGAAAAGAAAAAGGCCAUGGCAGUUACAACAGGUGUACCACAUAAGGAGCAUCCAUAUCAAAAACAGAUAGAGGAUAAACAGGCAUUCAGGCUGAGGGAAAAACUUGUACAUAAGAAACACAGGAAUCUUUAUAAGAGCAUGAAAGCUGGCCAAGAACAAAGGAAGAAGGAUAUAUGGCUUCUAAGGAAAAAGAGGCGUCUUCACGACGAAAAAGUAAAACAGGACAAAAAGGCAGAAAAACGUAAAGAAAGAAUAAAAGCUAUAGAAGCUGCAUCUGCU
Molecule: messenger RNA, 1830 nt
Organism: Brenthis ino (lesser marbled fritillary)
Lineage: Eukaryota; Metazoa; Arthropoda; Insecta; Lepidoptera; Nymphalidae
Source: the annotation of a GenBank genome assembly